Loa loa (African eye worm) is the source of this 273-nucleotide messenger RNA. RefSeq lists its product as hypothetical. The record is from RefSeq and is a predicted model, not a curated record. The transcript has 2 exons. The annotation marks the transcript as partial. NCBI's taxonomy places the organism in Eukaryota, Metazoa, Nematoda, Chromadorea, Rhabditida, Onchocercidae. Gene Ontology annotation, biological process: steroid biosynthetic process. Gene Ontology annotation, molecular function: 3-beta-hydroxy-Delta5-steroid dehydrogenase (NAD+) activity.
GUUGGUCCACUUCGUGAUCUAAAGUAUAGUUCGGAAAGAUUAGAAUUGGUAGAAGCUGAUCUUGAAUGUGCUGAUCAUUGGCCAAGAGCAGUUGAAGAAUGUACAUAUAUUAUGCAUAUUGCAUCACCUUGGCCUAUUGUAGCUGAUGAGGCAACUAUAAAAAUAGCCAAGAAUGGUACUUUAAAUGUAUUAAAAGCUGCUGCACAAUGUAGUACGAUCCAAAAAAUUGUACUAACUAGUAGUACAGCUGCUAUAAACGGUAAUUCCCAAUAA